AUGUCUCAUCCAUUGGUCGAUAAACCCGUUCCAAAAGAUAUAACCUUAAAAAAUCAGGACAACGAAGAUGUUAAAUUAGAUUCGUUGAUUGCCGGAAAACCUUCCGUUGUAUUUUUCUAUCCAAAAGACGAAACUUACGGUUGUACUAAAGAGGUUUGCUCUUUUCGCGAUUCCUAUGAGGAAUUCUCGAAAGUUGGCGCAACGGUUGUUGGCAUUUCAGCUGAUCCUCCCGAAAGUCAUAAGAAAUUUAUUAGUAGUCAGAAAUUGCAAUUUCAACUACUAUCUGACACAGAAGGAAAGGCUAGGAAAGCCUUUGAGGUUCCUAAAACUCUUGGUUUCUUGUCCGGUCGUAUUACUUACCUUAUCAGCAAAGAUGGAAUUGUCAAGGAUAUUUUCAAUUCCCAACUUAAUUUUACAGGUCACGCCGAAAAGGCCGUUGAAUUUGUUAAAACACAAGUCGAACCAGUGACUUAA
Messenger RNA from Acaulospora morrowiae, 474 nucleotides. Lineage: Eukaryota; Fungi; Glomeromycota; Glomeromycetes; Diversisporales; Acaulosporaceae. The record is from the annotation of a GenBank genome assembly.